AUGAGGGCCAUUAUUAUUGCCGCCUGGCUUGCCACCGUGCUGGCUCAGGUGGUUCCGAAGUGGUACAUGGAUAACGAGUACAUCAGAGAUACCCUCAAUAGGGACGAGUACAACACCAAUAAUGCGUUCAAGUCGCCAAUUGAUACGAAAAAUUUCCCGCCGAUAAUUCCGCGGCCGACCGAGGAACAGCGCACGCUCAAGUCCGGAGAGCUUCCCUCGUAUGUAAUCGAUUAUGCGCCCUAUGUGCAUCUCUAUCUGGAAGAGCGGUACAUGCCUUACGACAUCAGGGAGUUCGUGACGCAUUUUCAUGUAGAAAACAAAAACGGGAAGGUCUUUCCCUGGACUCAGAACGGCGGACUCAACAUCAGUCUGCUUGCUAAGCUUCCAAAGAGCAGAGACCUCUUUCUCACCUCCGACGAGGAUUUCAAUACGGACCCUGACUGGAUCACGGGCGUCAAGAAUCAGCCUUCGCUAGUCGACGGCAAAAUCGAGAACGCCCCCGCAACGUUGAUCGUAGUAGACAAAGGUAACGGCUGGGUAGAUGCCUUCUGGUUCUACUUCUAUUCGUUCAACCUAGGCCCUUACGUGCUCGGAAAUGGGCCUUACGGUAAUCACGUAGGAGACUGGGAGCAUUCUCUAGUUCGUUACUAUAAAGGAGAGCCCAUCAUCGUGUGGAUGUCUGCCCACGGAGGAGGUGGAGCCUUCUUCUAUGACAACCUCGAGAAACAUGAGAUUGAAUCCACACACCCCAUCAUCUUCUCUGCCAGAGGCACCCAUGCAAAUUACGUUUCUGUGGGCACACACCCUCACGAUCUUCCAUAUGAGAUCUUAUGCGACUUCACAGAUAGAGGCCCCUUGUGGAACCCAUCCAAGAAUUACUUGGGCUACUUCUACGAUGGAUCUUUCGUUCAGCCCAUAGAAGAGAAUCAAAACCCCGAGCAUACGGGCAGAGAGAUUGAGUAUGGAGACUGGCUUACGUUCACCGGUCAUUGGGGCGAUAAACAGUUACCAAGUGAUGACCCGCGCCAAGUAUACUCAACAAUAGGAGGUUAUAAGUACAUUGAUGGACCACGAGGUCCAUUGGCCAAAAACUUGCUCCGAAUCAUUCCUUGCGAAAGAGCCAAAUGGUGGAACUUCUGGAAUGGUUGCAAUGUCCGUGAGAACAUCAAGUAUGGUGUUGGAAUUGAGAGCGAGGGUUACAACUGCGGCAAUAUGUUUGUGCAUGUGAAGUCACAAUUUAUUAGAAAAACACUACAAAUGGUUACACUGGGAGGCUGGUUCUGCUACGUUGCAGACUUGGUAUACGGUUAG
Australozyma saopauloensis is the source of this 1311-nucleotide messenger RNA. RefSeq lists its product as uncharacterized. The record is from RefSeq and is a predicted model, not a curated record. Lineage: Eukaryota; Fungi; Ascomycota; Pichiomycetes; Serinales; Metschnikowiaceae. The coding region runs from base 1 to 1311 and encodes 436 amino acids. The transcript has a single exon.